AUGGCCGACGUUCGCAGUUUUACCGUUCGACCGUUGUCCAAACAGGCUCGAAGUGAUUUCAAGGAUGCUUUUCGUGUCUAUCUCUCAUCGUCUUCCUUGGCUGCCUUGCGACUCCGAGCCGAUGAUUUGUGCACCCUGAGUUCGGCAGAAGGAGCCCCGAAGACAGCGAUUGCCUGGACUGCGGUGGAAAAUAUACAGAAUACGGUCGUGCAAACCUCGAGAGCCCUUCAAGACUGCUAUGGAAUCAAGGUUGGCGAGAAAGUCGCCAUCACCAAAAUCGACGGUGCUUUGGACGACAUCACAUCCAUCACUUUAGUUGAUUGUUCAGACCCAGAGAAGAUCACGAAACAUGGUCCGAUAGCUGCGGAAGACCGAUGCCAUUGGGAAUGGGCUCUGGAAUUCCAAUUUUUGAGAUGCGAGGUUCUCGCAGUGGGCUUGGUUUUCGAGCUAGAUCUCAAGGGUCAGCGUCGAAGUUUUCGGGUGGCCAAUAUACUCGCGCAAGGCUCGAGCGUAAGUCGUACGGUUUUUCGGUUCACCACUGCUAGCAAGAUAUCCAUUGGAACAGAAACGGCAGAGGUCGAGGAGCCUUCUUCUCGCAUCUUCGUCCAGCCUGUAGGCCUUGGUGGUCUCUCGCGGCAGGUUGAUGAUAUCAACGAAAGCCUGUCCGACUUCAACACCGAUGGACGGAAACCAGUGAUGCCAUCGUUCUAUGAGCAUAAUCGGGGAAUUCUUCUCUACGGCCCCAAGGGGACGGGUAAGACGACAUUAUUGCAACAAAUUGAGAAAGCUGGCUGGAGACAAGUCUUCAAAAUUGGUACAUCGUCUCUCGGUCGAAGCAUCAGCGAGGGCGAAGUCAAGCUUCGUAAUAUCUUCCAAGAGGCGGCUCGGGCCAAACCCAGUGUUAUUUUAAUCGAUCAAUUGGAAUUUAUCGCCCCGAAAAGAUCUUCUAUCGAAUCUCAGUCACUUGCAUCUAUUUUAUGCGAAAAUCUCGAUGCGCUUCGAAGCGCCUCGGUUCUGGUCGUGGCGGCAACUCGGCAUCCGAACCACGUUGACGAUGCACUCCGAACACCUCAUCGUUUCGGAACCGAAAUCGAGCUUCAGGUUCCGACUGCCCAGGAUCGUGCAGAGAUUCUCCGAGCGAUUCGCGGUCCGGUGUCUGCCGGAUUAAGCGAUGAACUCAUCGAUCUACUUGCAGAAAAGACCCACGGCUAUGUCGGAGCCGACCUCUUCGCUUUACUUCAACUCAUCUGCCGAAAGGCUCGGCAGCGGCAUUUACUUGAGCAUGAAUCCACGAGCCUACCAGAUCAGCUAUCGUCCCUUGUUUUGAACCCGCCUCCGGACAGCAAUGACACAGAUAGGGAGAUUCGAGUCAAUCUACUCAUCCGUGAAGCCGACAUCUGGGCUUCCUUGCAGGAAAUCCGCCCUACCGCUAUGCGUGAAGUCUUCCUAGAGACACCAAAGGUCCGGUGGUCGGACAUUGGAGGACAACAUGACAUCAAAAAGCGCUUGCAGCAGGCGGUAGAGCGACCCCUGAAGCACCCCGAACGAAUGCGCCGACUCAAUGUGAAAAGCAAAAAGGGAGUUCUCCUUUAUGGACCCCCGGGUUGCUCUAAGACACUUACCGUCAAAGCAUUGGCUACGGAGGCUGGGUUGAACUUCUUAGCUGUUAAAGGCGCCGAAAUUCUGAGCAUGUACGUUGGUGAAUCCGAGCGCUCGCUGAGAGAGAUCUUCCGCAAGGCUCGAGCGGCCCGGCCCAGCAUCAUAUUUUUCGACGAGAUCGACGCCAUUGCUGCACGACGCAGUAGCAAUGCGCAGGGAGGCGUCAACGUGCUGACCACACUACUAAAUGAGAUGGAUGGUAUCGAAGAGCUGCGCAAUGUUUUGGUUGUUGCAGCAACUAAUAAGCCGGACGUGCUGGACCCAGCCCUCAUGCGUCCUGGCCGUUUGGACAACAUUUUGUAUAUUGGCCCACCUGACUUUGAAGCUCGGAAAGAAAUUCUACGAAUCUGGGCAAGUAAGUCGGUGCUUCACCCAGAUGUCGACCUGGACGAAUUGGCUUUACGCACCGAAGGUUAUUCUGGAGCGGAAAUUGUCAGCAUCUGUGAAACUGCUGGCGAUGCCGCUUUGGACGAAGAAGAGGAUACACAACAGGAGCUUGAUGUGCAAUGGAGGCACUUUGAAUACGCCUUGGGCCAAGUUCGCCGGCAGAUCACUCCUGCUGUCAUCCAGGAAUAUGAGGAAUGGCGUGACGCGCAGAAAUAA
Penicillium macrosclerotiorum is the source of this 2262-nucleotide messenger RNA. RefSeq names its product putative AAA family ATPase. Lineage: Eukaryota; Fungi; Ascomycota; Eurotiomycetes; Eurotiales; Aspergillaceae. The record is from RefSeq and is a predicted model, not a curated record. Gene Ontology annotation, cellular component: cytoplasm. Gene Ontology annotation, molecular function: ATP hydrolysis activity; ATP binding. Bases 1 to 2262 code for a protein of 753 amino acids. The transcript has 2 exons.